Paramecium tetraurelia is the source of this 3342-nucleotide messenger RNA. RefSeq lists its product as uncharacterized. The transcript is spliced from 4 exons. The record is from RefSeq and is a predicted model, not a curated record. NCBI's taxonomy places the organism in Eukaryota, Ciliophora, Oligohymenophorea, Peniculida, Parameciidae.
AUGAAUUAAAAUUAGUAAGACACUGAAGAGCCAAGUUCAAAAUUGAAUUAGCUAAUGUUGACUGAUGAACCUAUAGGUGAAAUUUAGGAUUUUCUCAAUUAUUCUCUAUCAGAAGGCAACUUCUCGAUCCAAGGUUCAAAAAUCAAUGGCAAUAACAAUUAGAAGAAUCACAGUUCUACCCAAAAAGCACACGAAGGCAAAAGAGUUUAGUUUGAUUCAACACCCAAUAGUCCCUCUGCCCAUUUCCUAGUGAAUAAAUAGAGCAUUCGACUUUCUGAGCCUCCUCAACAUUUGCAUCAAUAAUAGCAAAUAUACAGUGUCAUUUAAUUCUGCUUCAUCAAGAGGUUCAUUAAUCGAAUAAGUUGGAAAAAGAAAAUAAACGCCUAAUUUAACUUCUAUCAAUACAACAUACUCAAGGAUUUGGGCUCGUCCUUCAACCAAAAACUAUUUCGAGAUAGUGCCCUUAACCUUAAACCCAUGAUCAGUCAAUUCAGCAACUCCAAUGACAAUUUCAAUUAGAGUCUCAAAAAGAAGGAAUUCACAAAAAAAUUAUCAAGGCAUUAUUCCAAUUUAAAAACUUGCACCAAUAAUUUAUACAAAAAGAUAGAAUCAGAAUUAGAAAAAAUACCCUUGAUCUCUCCAGAAUCUCGAUUAAAGAUAGUUUGGGAUUGUGUGGUCAUGAUAAGUAGACUAUAUUUCCUAUUUACAAUCCCAUUGGAUCUAGCUUGGAAUCAAUAGUAAAUCAUAUAUGGCCAGUUAUAUGCACCUACUAUUUUUAUGAUAAUGCUACUACUUAUAGAUUUCAUUCUAAGUUUUAAUAAUUCCUUUUACCAAUUUGGAUAAAUUGUUAGCAACAGAGUCACUAUAGCCAAAAAUGUAAUCAGCAAGAGUUACGGCUUAGAAGCCAUUUCUAUACUGAUUUUGGUCAUAUACGCCAUAAUUUUUAAUUCAUCCAAUUAAGGAUUCAAUCUGAUGGACGAUUGGAAUAUUCCUAAAUUAAUUAGUCAAGUUGAGGAGACUUUAAAUUUAUCAAAGCCUAGUAGUUCAUUAUUAGAGUUGUUUAAAUUACUAUUGGUUUUAUUCUUUGUUCUACAUUGCUAUUCAUGUCUUUGGUACUUUGUUGGUUAUUAUAGUUAGUUGUACCAAGAGAAAGGAAGCUGGCUAGAAUUUUAUCAUAUCGAGAAUGAGACUUGGCAAGUCUAAUAUCUAUAUUCCUUCUAUUUCUCUACGGUAACUAUGUUUACUAUUGGUUAUGGAGAUGUCGUACCUAUUAGUUAUUUAGAAAGGAUUGUUGCUAUUCUCUACAUGAUGAUUUGUAGUAUUCAAUUAAGUUACAGUGUCAGUACUGUUGGAGCAAUCAUUGAUACAAUAUCAGCCUAUGGAUAGGAAAAGAUGCGCAAAAUGAGGAAGAUAAAUUCUUAUAUGUAGAAUAGAAAAAUUGAAUAUGAAUUACAAUAUUAAAUUAGAGAAUAUCUGAAUUAUUAUUGGGAAUCAUAAAAUCAGGUAGAAAAUGAUGAAUUAAAUGAGAUAAUUAAUUAAUUAUCAGAAAAUCUAAGAGAGAAACUAAUGAACUAAUCAAAUUCAAUGAUUUUAAAUGAAUGUCCUUUAUUUAAAAAUAAUUUCAGUGAUGCCUUAAAAUCUAAAUUAGUUCAUAAAAUUAAGCCUGCAGUGAUUUAACCAGAGAACAUUAUCAAUUUUGAUUCUAUAUUCCCUUCAGCACCUGCUGGCUAAUUAUAUGUCUGUUUUGUUGAAUUUGGAGACAUUUAAAUCUUUAUUUAGAAUGAUUAAAUUGACUAAAUCUUAGAAAAUCCAUAAAUUGCUGAGGUUAGUAAAGUAGGUUAAGGUUCAAGUCUGGGUAUUGUCAGUUUUAUCAGUGGGAAAUAAUCAUAGGAAAGAUUUAGAAGUAUAGGAUUUUCAAAACUAUUGAUGUUAUCCCGAGAUGACUUUUUAAAAGUAAUCUAAGAUUUCCCAGAAGAUUAUGAAAGAUUUAGAAAUCUAUACGACAGUAUUUAAUUUGAUGAUGUGAGUGCACUACAUAUGAAAUGUUUCAGUUGCAAUUCAAGUUAUCAUAGAGUCCUUUAAUGUCCUUUAUUACAUUACAUUCCAGAUAGAGAAUUGAUAAUCAAAAGACAUUAAUAUAGUUAAAAUUAAACAAGAAAUCAACAUUUUUUGAGAAAUCCAUUUAGACAAAGAGGGUACUUUGCUGCUAGAUUUGAUUAAGAAGUGAUAGAAUAAGAAGCAUCUUCAUUUAAUAAUAACAAUUGGAAAUGGGCAGAAUUUUAUGAGGAACCUGAGGAUGAAAUAUUAAAAAAAAGUGAUGUUUAAGUAAAUUAAGUUAGUUUAGAUUAAAGUAGUUCUAAUCUACAAAUUUUAAACUAACCAUAAUUCCAAUAGAUAUCCAAUUCUACUUCCUUUCUUUCGGUUAAUGAUACGUCUCCAAAAUUAAAUUUAGAACCUCCAAUUACUAAAAAGAAAGCAACUCUAUUCAAGUAGAGAACAAAAACUAUUGAGUUAAUGGAUUUAGAUGAUAAGACUUUGAAAGCUUCAUUAAUGAGUAAGGCUAGGAAUUAGAAUAUAUUUAACAAUAAUCUGAUGAUUAUUUAAGAAGAGGAUUAAUUUGAAAAUUCUCCAAAUAGCAAAUUCAAAAAGAUGAGACCUUCCGUUACUAUUGAAUUAAAUCCUCUUAGAGUUAAGUCAAACAUUUAAAAGAUGAAAAGAGUCGUUAAAGUAAUCACAAAUAUGAAUAGAAUAAAAAAAAGGUAAAAACUUAAAAAAGAAACCAAAUAAAUUGUCAAUUCGUUUUUAGAGAUCAUUUAAGCUUAGAACUUCAUGAAAGGACUAUUAUCUAAAGUGGCAAUUCGAUUAAAAUAGAUACAAGAUGGCAAAAAAUAAAUCUUAUCGGAAAAGGAUAUUUCUGAUACCAUGCUCUUAGAAAUAAAAAUAAAAAUGUAGAUAAACCUAUUGAAUGAGUACUAAAAGAAAGAUUAAUAAUUAGUAAUGGAAUCCUAUAAAAAGUUUAAGCAUUACUAAGUUGAAAAUAACUUGGAUUCAAUAUUAGAAAGAAUGUAUUUUUAUUAACAGUAGCAUCUACUGAAUAAUAAAAACAAAGAUUAUUAGUCGUAGUUGUUAAAAUAUAUGAUUUAUCCUGAAAUAUUCUUUGAAAAAUACAGGUAUCAACAGAUCAUCAUACCAAAGUUUAAUAUGUCGGAAUCUAGAAGGGACUCUGCAGCUGAGUCUGAGCAUACUUUAAGGAGAAGUAAAAUCCUUAAGAAAAGCUUCAGAAAUGUUAAAUCAACUUAAGUGAGACCUGUAUCAGAAGGAACAGGCAAAUUACAUAUUUGA